This is a messenger RNA of Penicillium antarcticum, 1716 nucleotides long. RefSeq names its product Zn(II)2Cys6 transcription factor domain-containing protein. Lineage: Eukaryota; Fungi; Ascomycota; Eurotiomycetes; Eurotiales; Aspergillaceae. The record is from RefSeq and is a predicted model, not a curated record. Bases 1 to 1716 code for a protein of 571 amino acids. Gene Ontology annotation, biological process: regulation of DNA-templated transcription. The transcript has a single exon. Gene Ontology annotation, molecular function: zinc ion binding; DNA-binding transcription factor activity, RNA polymerase II-specific.
AUGGUGUACGAUGGCAAACCGAGUAAAGGCUGCGGUAACUGCCGCUCGCGUAAGAUCCGGUGCGACCAAGCGCGCCCCGCGUGCUGGGAAUGUACUCGAACUAACCGGGAAUGCUCGGGAUAUCGCGAUGAGCUGGCUUUGAUGUUCCGCGACCAAAGCGACUCCGUCAUACGCAAGGCGCGCUCUCAGUCUACUGCCUCUACGAUCAGAGCCUCCAGGAGCUGUGGGAACUGCAGGGCUGUCAAGCGACGCGUAGGUUCCACUCUGAAUUUCCUUUCUUUGGCUUGCCCUCGAUAUUUACUGGAGGCCAUUGCUCAUUCUGCCCUGUCUUCUUCACAGUGCGACCAGCAGUCUCCUCAUUGUGGACAAUGUGUUCGAAUGCGUCAAUCCUGCCCUGGGUACCGUGACGAAUGGGACCUCGUCUUCCGCGAUCAGACUCACCAUACAAUUCAGCGAUCCAAGGAAAAAGAGAGCAACCACGACGUCCCGCCCCCUCGCACGUUGAGCCCCAGCGCCGACGAGAUAGGUGUUAAUUAUUUUCUCUGUAAUUUUGUCAGCCAUUCCUCUUUGCGUGGAUGUCUUAAUUACAUUCCCUCUGUUUACCACAACGAUGGGGAGAACCCGACUUUGGUGGCUAGCAUGGCGGCCGUAGGUCUCGUGGCACUGGCCAAUUUGACUCAACAACCCGAGCUGGCAAAUCUCGCGCGCACCAAAUACAUGGAGGCCAUCUGCAAUGUGAAUACCGCGUUGUCAUCACCGGUCGAGUCCAUCAAGGACAGCACCCUGAUGUCGGUGAUCUCGUUGGGAGUAUUUGAGCACGUCUCUGAGUACAAGUCGUGGGCUCGACAUGUUCAGGGCGCUGCAGCAUUGGUAGUUGCCCGGGGCAAGAGCCAAUUUACCAGCCCGGCAACAAUCCUCAUGUUUAAUCAAGUUCGCGCGGAUCUGGUGCUUGACUGUGUUCAUAGUGCGAAACCCUUUCCACAGAACAUGAUUGAGUUGCAAGAAGAGGCAGCCAAGCACACGGACGUCUCGGGUGCAUUCUGGCUCCUGGGCGUGUUAGGCACGCGCUGCGCAAAUCUUCUGAUGGGCGUGAGGGAGAAUACGGGGGAAAUCCCGUGGCCUGAAUACCUGGAACAAGCGAGUUUGUUGGAGCGGGAAUUUCAAUCUCUCCUUAUGCUCCUCGCCAUACAGGAGCCCUAUGAAAUCACCCUGGACUCUGGUGGGGCGUCAAAAUUAAUUCAUAACGGGCGGGUUGAUCUCUAUAGGGAUCCUUGGGCAAUCCGAGUCUGGAACAACCUGAGGAAUCUUCACAUGAUUGUCUGUGAGAUUUCGUUAUAUCUUCUGAACAAGAUUCUCGUCACUGAUCUUACCCUAAUAACGACCGCCCAGGAGUCUCUGAAGCUGAAGCUCCAACUGAUAAUGCAAACCCUGUCAAGGCUGGGAGACGAUAUUCUAGCUACCAUCCCACAGGCUCUGGAGUUUUUAUCCUCGUCUUCUGAACAUUCUCCCUCCGUCGAUAUCUCUUUUCGUGGUAGUGUGUCAGGCGGGUAUAUCCUCACCUGGUGUUUGUACAUGGUAGGAAAAUGCCCGGCUACCAAAGGUGAAACUCGAAAGUGGAUUAUCCAACGUCUCCAAGACUUGGGUCAGAACAUGGGGAUCUCAAUUGCGCUGCGCCUGGUUGAAGAUAUAGUAAAGAUAGACCAAUCUGCCGGCUGA